AUGAUCGAUACAACUAACCAAACUGUUGUGAGGUCCUCCAACAGGCAUGUCCAAAGACUUAAUUAUGCAGAAAUGAAUAGUAGUGGGAACGGAACAUCCGGAUCAGAAUCAGCUAAUGAUGACGCUGUCUUUCGUUCACCCUCAGCCAGUACACGAGGCCGUAAAAGGAGAGUAGCUUCCGCAGAUGAUUCUUUUAGCAAUACUUCUUCUAUGUCAGCGCCCAAAAGAGGGAGACCUCGUGGUUCCACUCUACUUACAAGAGGAACAGGUAGAGGUGCUGGUAGAAGGAAUGUUGGUGGCCAGGAGUUUAGUGCGGGGGAAGAGAAAGGUUUAUUCGGGGCUGUGAAAUCAGGAAAGCAUCUCGAUCUCGUUGUUGAUGAAUGGAUUAGUGAAUAUGAGCGGGUCUCUGAAACAGCAAUAGUAAAGUUACUCCAGUUUUUUAUUUCCUGUUGUGGAUGCAAAGGAGUUAUCACGAUGCAAAUGGUACAAUGCAUGGAAUUCAGUGAAAUCAUUCGAUGUAUGACGGAAGAUUUUGAUGAAGAUUCCGGAGAUUAUCCUUUGGUCAUGACUGGACCUCAGUGGAAGAAGUUCAGAAUGAACCUUCAAACCAUUAUUAACGAAAUCAUUGAUAAAUGCAAAUCUUCAAUCAUCUUCGAUCAGCGAAUGAUGGAUGUUGUUAUCCAAUUACUAACAGGCUUGGCUGACAGCCAAGUUCGCGCUUUCCGACAUACAGCAACAUUCAUGGCCAUGAAGUUGUCUUCAUCUUUGGUAGACGUAGCUAUGGAGAUCGUGUCAAUCAAAGAUAAGAACGUAAAACAGAUUGAAGCUGAGAAGGCGAAACUGAAAGCCAGUGCGGGCACGAAUGACAAGUUAGAUGUUCUGCUUACAAAGAAGAAUGAGAUUGAAGAACGUAUCGACGAUGUCAGACAGAUGCUUCAGUACAUCUUCAAGAGUGUUUUCGUUCAUAGAUACAGAGAUAUAUUGCCUGACACCCGUGGAAUCUGUAUUUCUGAACUAGGAAACUGGAUGCUGGUCUAUCCAGAUCAUUUCCUUGAAGAUUCUUACCUCAAGUAUAUUGGUUGGACUUUGCAUGACAAGACCCCUGAAGUAAGAUUAAAAUGUGUGAAUGCUUUAUUACCGUUAUACGAAAAUCCUGUUAUGUCUUCGAAAUUGGAGUUGUUCACGAACAAGUUCAAGAAUCGUUUGGUAGCUAUGGUAUCUGACAAAGACUACGAAACUGCAGUUCGAUCAUGUACUUUACUCACAAGCAUAUACAGAGUUUUCCCAUCUGUUCUGCAGUUGAAAGACUGUAUUCCUAUUUAUGAAUUGGUUUAUUCGAAUAACCGAUCAGUAGCAGUUGCCGCUGGGGAAUUCCUUAACACCAAGGUUUUCCAACACAACGUAGACGAUAAGAAAUCAAGUGGACAAGACAAGAAUGCGGCUCUCAUCAAAGAUCUGAUUCAAUUUUUCAUCGAAGGAGAAUGUCAUAGUCAUGCUACUUACUUGGUUGAUGCUUUGAUCGAUACUAACCCGAUCAUCAAAGAUUGGCAGACUCAAGUUGAUUUGCUUCUGGGAGAUGAAAUGGAGAAAAUGGAAAGCCAACUCAUCGAAGUCUUGGUCUGUAGUGUUCGUCAAGCUGCUACUGGAGAAGCUCCCGUAGGUAGAGCCAUUGCAAAGCGUGGAGCUCCAUCUACGAAAGAGAAUAGACAGAUUGUGGAAGACAGAACGAAGCUUAGUGAAGUGCUUAUUCCUGUCCUCGCUCAACUUCUGCAAAAGUUCAUUGCUGACAGAGACAAGGUUGCCUGUCUCAUUUCUAUCCCACUGUAUUUCCAACUGGAAAUGUAUAUGGCGGCUAGAUUGGAAAAUAAUUUGAAUGAACUUAUGGGUGUAAUUGAUAUCAUUGUUGAGAAACAUGCUGAUGAAGAAAUGCUCCUCACUGUUGCUGAAGUCCUCACAUACUUCACCACUAACACUGCUGUGGCUCAGUAUACUGAGACUUAUCGUUUGAAACUUAUUGAUGGUUUGGCUCUACAACUCCGUCAUAUUGUCCAACGCUUCAUGAACGAAGAGAGCUGGGAUGAAGAAGAUGACGCUGCCAUGCUUUCUUCUUUCCGAAGAAUAGCUGCAUUCUCUAGUCACAUCGAUUUGAAGAAGUGGGAUCUGUGGGAUGUUGUUCUCAACUUAGUUACAAAUCACGAAGAAAGAGCCCCGCGUGAUGUCAUCGAUAAAUCAUUUUGGUUCCUUAGCAUGCAGUUAGGGUUUGACUUACACAGACUUGUGAACGAUCAAGACAGUAACAAAAACGAAGCCUUGAAGAGAGUUAAGAAGAGAAGAGAUCAGUUCAUCCAUGUUAUCAACACUAUGAUGAAAGAAGGAGCUGCUGGUGUUGAGAUGGGCUUCCGUUGUCUUUGUGAUUGCUUGUUCCUUUUCAACGAUCAGUUACCCAAAGAUAACCCGUCCUGUGCUUCCCUUGUUAUUCAUCUAGAUAAUGAUUUUAUCAGCAAAAUUCAACAGUUCGUGACGUCCAAUGUUUUCACUGACGCCGGUUUAGAUAUACAAAUGGACCAACAGGAAAGAGUUGAACUUAUGCAAAAGAAACGUGUUAUUCUUGCUCAAUAUUGUAAAAUGAUUCUACAUGGAAUUUUCAAAAUAGAAGAUGCUGCCACUGUUCUUCAAUAUUACUGCUCCAGCUACACUGAUUUCGGUGAUUUGCUUAAACAACUGCUGUACAAAUGUCGCGAUCUCAACUUCCUAGCCUGCUCCAAAGCCGUCACUAAAGUUCUAAUUGACUGUUAUGAGAACAUAAGAUGGGAAAAUAAAACCGUCACCGUAGAUCCGCUAUGUGAUGCAUUCCAAGGUUUAAGAGACCUUGCUAAGCGUUUCUCAGUUGCUUUCGGAAAUGAUCAUGUGAAAAACAGAGAAGCUGUAGCAUCUGUACAUAAAGAUGGUAUUCAAUUUGCUAUGGGAGGAUUUGAUCCUCAGUCAACUGAUAAGGAUAACGUACCUCCUAAUAUGUCAUAUCUAGAGGUUAUAAUAGAAUUUAGUGGAAAAUUAUUGAAACAAGACAAAGCUAGUCUUGUAAAAUACUUGGAGAAGCAAGGAGGUCCUUUAGCAGGCGCUACUAAUCCAGGACGUGAAAAUAUUUGGGAACCUUUCCUGUUGUACAAAAACUCUCUUUCCGAUAACAAGCCUGAUGAUGUAGCCUCGGUGCGCAGUUUUGCGACAGUCGCAAGCUCCCGUGGUAGAUCAGGUAGAGGUAGAGGUAGAGGCAGAGGGGUAACUCCAACUCCCUCCGAUAUGGACUAA
Auanema sp. JU1783 is the source of this 3306-nucleotide messenger RNA. Lineage: Eukaryota; Metazoa; Nematoda; Chromadorea; Rhabditida; Rhabditidae. The record is from the annotation of a GenBank genome assembly.